Crotalus tigris (Tiger rattlesnake) is the source of this 5245-nucleotide messenger RNA. It is a transcript of the gene PAX2, whose product is annotated as paired box 2. Gene Ontology annotation, molecular function: RNA polymerase II cis-regulatory region sequence-specific DNA binding; DNA-binding transcription factor activity, RNA polymerase II-specific. The record is from RefSeq and is a predicted model, not a curated record. Bases 349 to 1722 code for a protein of 457 amino acids. Gene Ontology annotation, biological process: anatomical structure development; regulation of transcription by RNA polymerase II. The transcript is spliced from 10 exons. NCBI's taxonomy places the organism in Eukaryota, Metazoa, Chordata, Lepidosauria, Squamata, Viperidae.
UCUGCUUGGCGGCAGAGGGACUUUGACCCCCUCUCUCUCUUGGGCCCAGAAGUGCUGGCAGAGUCACACACACACACACUCACACACACAGAGCCCCCCAAAAUAGUCCGGCUUCCAACGAGGAGAAGCGCCCCCAGCGCCCCCAGACUUCGAAAAGGGGGGGGGUCUUGCCUUAAGCCAACCUCUUACUGCUUGGUGGCAGAGGGACUUUGACCCCCUCCUCUUUUGGGCCCAGAAGUGCUGGCAGAGUCUCUCUCUCUCUCUCUCUCACACACACACAAACACACACACAGAGGUCCCCCCCAAAAAAAUAUUCCGGCUUCCAACUCCGCCGAACCGCCCCGACUAAUGCCUUUCUCUCGUCUUUCUCCCCCCUCCCCGCCCCGCUCGCCUGCUUUUCUGUCUUUCCGUUCUCUCUCCCCAGCAGGGCACGGGGGUGUCAACCAGCUCGGGGGGGUGUUUGUGAACGGCAGGCCCCUACCGGACGUGGUGCGGCAGAGGAUCGUGGAGCUGGCUCACCAGGGCGUGCGGCCUUGCGACAUCUCCCGCCAGCUGCGGGUCAGCCACGGCUGUGUCAGCAAGAUCCUGGGCAGGGACCUGCGGUGGGUUCGCAAAGAGGGGGAAAAGCCCGACGAAAAGCCCGGGAACAAACCGAGCGCCGCCCCGCUUGCGCUGAGACCAGCCGGCAAGCCUCCCCUCCCCGCUUCCCAGCUAAGCCAGGCCGGGCCCUGCUUUCUCUCCAGCCGCAGGUAUUACGAGACCGGGAGCAUCAAGCCUGGGGUCAUCGGGGGCUCCAAGCCGAAGGUGGCGACGCCCAAAGUGGUGGAUAAGAUCGCCGAGUACAAAAGGCAGAACCCCACCAUGUUCGCCUGGGAGAUCCGCGACCGGCUCCUGGCCGAGGGCAUCUGCGACAACGACACGGUCCCCAGCGUCUCCUCCAUCAACCGGAUCAUCAGAACAAAAGUACAACAGCCUUUUCACCCAACACCGGAUGGGAGUGGAACAGGGGUAACUGCAUCUGGACAUACUAUAGUUCCCAGUACAGCUUCCCCUCCUGUCUCCAGUGCCUCCAAUGAUCCAGUGGGCUCCUACUCCAUUAAUGGGAUUCUGGGGAUUCCUCGAUCAAAUGGUGAGAAGAGGAAACGUGAUGAAGACGUAACGGAGGGCUCCGUCCCCAAUGGUGAUUCCCAGAACAGUGUGGAUAGUUUGCGGAAGCAUCUUCGUGCUGAUACUUUCACACAACAGCAACUGGAAGCGUUAGAUCGCGUCUUUGAGCGGCCUUCUUACCCGGACGUCUUUCAGGCAUCAGAGCACAUCAAAUCUGAGCAGGGUAAUGAGUAUUCCCUCCCAGCUCUGACCCCUGGUCUUGAUGAAGUCAAGUCAAGUCUAUCCACCUCUGCUAACCCAGACCUGGGGAACAACGUGUCAGGACCCCAGACAUACCCUGUAGUGACUGGUCGUGACAUGGCCAGCACAACUUUGCCUGGCUACCCACCACAUGUUCCACCAACUGGACAAGGCAGUUACCCAACCUCAACUCUUGCAGGAAUGGUGCCUGGGAGUGAAUUCUCAGGCAAUCCUUACAGCCACCCUCAAUACACAACCUACAAUGAAGCCUGGAGGUUCAGCAAUCCUGCGUUACUAAGUUCCCCUUAUUAUUAUAGUGCCACAUCCCGGGGCUCCGCACCUCCCACUGCUGCCGCUGCCUAUGACCGCCACUAGCUACCAUGGAAACCACAUGAAACUGCAGGGUGACAGCCUAGGCCUCCAUAUUGUACCUGUCUGAUGGACAUUUUGCGUCACCUGGAAGAAAACAACCCCCCUUCCCUCCACCUUCUGCUCCUCAGUGUUCUUUCAGAUUGCAGAAUUUACUGACCUCACCAGAUUGAAAAUGUCAUAUCCCUUGCAAUCUAGCCAAGCUACUCUACUGGGUAGGGGCAAAAUCAAGUUUGUGGCCAGUGGUUCUGCUGUCUCCAUUGCUAAUACCACUGCAAUAUUUCAGACUUCUCCUUGGUGAAUUCUUCAGUUUCUUCCACACGAGUCUUCUCUAACUGAAAAAAGAAUGGAGAGGGGUAUGGGCAGCCAGUGGCAGAGGAGAAUGCUGCUUAUAAAUUAAUUGUUGCCCCCUAAAACGAUCGUCUAUGAAAAAGAACUCAGAAUGACCAACAGUUAAAUUUCCAGAAGCCUGAGGAAACCGUGCAUCUCAGCCUAAUGAAGGGGGAAAGACUGUGCAUCAUCCACUGUAUUUCACAAAAGUUUCCUCGUGUGAUACAUUCCCUCUCAUUCCUAUAUAGGUCGGUUGAAAUAAUUAGGUUUUGCUUUCUUCUCAUUUGAAGACUGACCAUUUCCAUCGUAUUUGUCAAAAUCUUACGAGCGGAAGGUGAACAAGCAAUCACACCGGUAAAACGUAUUCAGACUCAAGUCAGAAAGAAGGAUGGAGUGAUGUCAACCAAUCGUCAAAAUGAAGAAUGAUACAAGUGGAUAUAUAAAUAUAACUGCUUUUAAUGCUUUGCCCUGAAAGUCUAUAAAUCGAGGAGGGAAAUAAAUAAAACCCCAGUUUUCUAAAAAAAAAAAAAAAAAAAGUAAAGUCAUGACAGAAUAAGCUGAAAUACCACCCCAACACAUUUUCUUGGGUUUCAUUCUUUUCCUAUUAUGCACACACAGGAAUAUUCAUGUAUGGCAGAGAGGAGAGCGAGUACAGAUAGUCCUCGAUUUACAAUAGUUCCUUUAGCGACCGUUCAAAGUUACAACGGCACUGAAAAAAGCCACUUAUGACCAUUUUUCACACUUACGACCUUUGCAGCAUUCCUGUGGUCAUGUGAUUUAUAUUCAGAUGCUCAGCAACUGGUUCAUAUUUAUGACGGUUGUAGCGUCCCGAGCAAAGUCAAUGGGGAAGCCAGCUUCACUUAAGAACAAAUUAAGUGGUCACUAAUUUGACAACUGCGGUGAUUCACUUAACAAACGCAACAAGAAAAGUCGUAAAGUGGGGCAAAACUCACUUAACAAAUUUCUCACUUAGCAACAUCAAUUUGGGCUCAGUUGCGGUUGCAAGUCGAGGACUACCUGCACCUUUUUUGUGCAGCCAUCUGCACAAUGCACAAAUUUGGCAACAAUUCAGAAAGAUGUUCCAUUCUCCAUGUGUAACAUGCAUUUGUUUAGCUACCAGCCAAAAUAUAUUGCUUUUCGCUGGGGAAUGUUAACAGUUUGGGCAACUGACAAUGAAUCCAAAUAAUUCCAUUUAGAACAGAGAUUAUUAUUAUUAUUAUUAUUAUUUUGUUCUCUGCCUUUCACUUUCUGCCACUCCUAUAGAAACAUCAGGAUGGAAUAAACAUACGAGAAGUGAUAUAGUGCAAACGAAAUGUUGAAGUACAGAAAAAGAGAUUUCACUUCCAGAAUGUUAUGCCUUCUUUUCUUAUUUACAAUGACGAACGAAAGGGCACCCACCAGCAGCAGGUUUACAAUGUGGUCCCAAUUUGAUUUGAGAAUGGACAGAUAAGCGAUCGUGCCAUUGCCAAUUCAUGCCAAAUCUAAAAUUUCAAAAUCACUUUUAAACUUGCCAUCUAUUGCAAGACAAUAUAUUUGUGAUAUAAAAAUCAGACACAAGGCCUAUCACCUAUCUUGAUCAAUCUUAUUACCUAUCUUGUUGGGUUGGGUUUUUGGUUUUUUUUUUUUGUUUGUUUGUUUGUUUGUUUUUGCUAUAUCAUAAUACUCUCACCAAUUCUUAAGCCUGCUAUUCUGUGUGAAAUAAUUUGAAGAUUCCCCACCCCCACCCCAAUUGACCAUAAGUUGUCUGAUUCCUUGCGGCUGCCCAAAUCUGUUGAGGGCUUCGCUCGGGCCUGUUGCAUCUCAAGUGCUAAUAUCAUGGCCUUCCUUCUGCUCUGCUUCUUGCCUUCCUUCCCUUUUAUUGAAAUAAAAAGUUAUAAGAUACAUAAUAAAAGAAAUUUUAAAACUCAGAUUUGUGAAAACUUGACUACGUCUAGCAAGGUCUUGUCCUCAGAAGAGGGAGAAGAAAAACCUACUCCCCUUUUACCAGAGUGAGAAUCAUGAAGAAAUUCAUUUCCAUCCACAAAAGUGACAGCAUAGGAUGCCUUCUAUAGCAAAAGGAUUCAUUCCCAAAGUCUCUUCUUAUGUGUUCUAAUUCCCAUGUAAUUCUCCCUUAGCGAAUGACAUGCAAAUGAAGUGGACUUUUUAAUCAGUUUUUUUUUUCCUGAGUUACCACAGCAAUUCCCUUGUUGCAUCUGGAAUCUUGAGGAUUUAGCUUAAUUCAUUCAGUUAAUAUUCUAGAAAAAGUUGCUAACUUGGAAGAAAGGAUGUGUUUUAUUCCCCAUCUCCUGAUGAUGGCAUCCAACUAUCUUACCUCUUCUUGCCAUAACAAUAUGAAAUAUUCCAUUAUUAAAAUACCUUAUUUAUGCAAGUUUCAUGUCAUAAUGUAAGAAUAUUGUAAAUCAUAUAAAAAAUGGAUGGAACAUUGUGCAUGCUCAUGGUGAAUUUCAGACUUAUUAAAAUCUAGCAUUUCCUUCAGCAAGUUAGUGUAGUCUCUCAAUAUAAUCCAGUCUAGAAUGUCCUAAUCUAUACAGGGAAGGGGGAAGAGGUUAUCUUUGUCAAUGUCCUUCUUCCCUGUACUCUUGAGCACUAUCUCCCAAAAUAUUCAACAAGAUUUUCCCUUCCUCCUCCUAAGCAAAGAGAGAGAAUUAUUACUUCUCUUUUCCACUAGUAAAGAUGUUCUGUUGGAUCUGGAGAAGAAAGGAGAUAUAAUUUACCUAAAAGAUUGUAGGGAGCAUAACAUGCUCAUAUGUAUCUUGUGUACAUCUAAUGUUAAACCCUCUGUAGAGAAGCAAGGUCUUCUCUUUAGGAGGUUUUGAGGUAAAAGAGGAACAAGUGUUCAUAGAGAACUAGAUAUACUUGCUGCCUCCCGUUUGGUACAUCUUGACUUCAUCAAGAGGCACUUGAUCCACUUUCGAGCAGACUUAAAGCAGGAGGUUUUGCAAAUCAACGAAUUGUCAAUAUUGGGUGGAUAUAAGAAAUGGUUGUAUUUGGCUUUAUAGCGCCUUUCCGUAAGAUGAUCAAAAAUGACCAUUGCCAUGAGCCAGAAACUCUUUGUUGUUCUCCAUAAUACCAUUGAAAUGUGUUGAUAUUGUUGGAUCACAAAAAUCAUCUACAUUUUAGGCUGUGUUUUUUAAAAAAAAAACAAUAAUAAUAAAAGAAUUUUUAUUCAUAGCCCCAAAUUAAAAGAUCUGGAAACGCA